AUGACAUCUAUCAAAGGACCCGGUGACCGUGAAACCUAUGAUGGUACUGGUCUCCGAAUUGCCAUUGUACAUGCUCGUUGGAACACAAAAAUCAUCGAUGCGCUUGUAUCCGGAGCUGUGAAUAGCCUCAUCUCGACAGGAGUGUCCAAGGAUAACAUCGUCAUCCAGACCGUGCCCGGAAGCUAUGAAUUGCCAAUUGCAGUUCAAAAUAUAUAUAGGGCAUCGCACGUCCAAGCAGCCGCCAGCUCUACAACCGGCAACAUCGCCGCAACCGACCUCCUCUCCUCCUCAACCUCUGACUUGACUCAACAGGCUACUACUACUACCACAUCCUCCUUGUCAGCAUCGGCGGCAUCAACAGCCCCAUUCGACGCAAUUAUCGCCAUCGGCGUGCUCAUCAAGGGCGAAACAAUGCACUUUGAAUACAUUUCCGAGGCUGUCUCGCAUGGUAUCAUGCGUGUGCAACUCGAGGCUAAUGUCCCGGUUAUCUUUGGAUUGUUGACUCUGUUGACUGAGGAGCAAGGUCUUGAGCGGGCUGGAUUGGGUAGCGGAAAGAAGCAUAAUCAUGGUGAGGAUUGGGGUCUUGCGGCUGUUGAGUUGGCUUUGAAGAGGAAGGGGUGGUCUGAGGGAAGAAUUGUUGCGUGA
Molecule: messenger RNA, 645 nt
Organism: Talaromyces marneffei
Lineage: Eukaryota; Fungi; Ascomycota; Eurotiomycetes; Eurotiales; Trichocomaceae
Exons: 3
Coding region: 1-645 (214 amino acids)
Biological process (GO): riboflavin biosynthetic process
Cellular component (GO): intracellular anatomical structure; mitochondrial intermembrane space; riboflavin synthase complex
Molecular function (GO): 6,7-dimethyl-8-ribityllumazine synthase activity
Source: RefSeq, a predicted model, not a curated record